Molecule: messenger RNA, 1452 nt
Organism: Ctenocephalides felis (cat flea)
Lineage: Eukaryota; Metazoa; Arthropoda; Insecta; Siphonaptera; Pulicidae
Exons: 7
Coding region: 1-1452 (483 amino acids)
Biological process (GO): carboxylic acid metabolic process
Cellular component (GO): cytoplasm
Molecular function (GO): carboxy-lyase activity; pyridoxal phosphate binding
Source: RefSeq, a predicted model, not a curated record
AUGGACGAGGAAUCCGGUUCCGAGUUUCUGGACUUAAUUCUUCCGAUGCUGAAGGAGUUGAAUGUUAUUGAUACUCCUUCGGAUGAGAAGAUCGUGCAGUUUUUGCAACCAGAUGAAUUAGAGAAAGGAAUCGAAAGAGCCGAUUCAAUAUCCUGGAACCCGCACAAGAUGCUUGGUGCCCCCUUGCAAUGCUCCAUGCUCCUGGUCAAGAAAAAGGGCUUAUUGCAUAAAUGUAACAGUUUGGGUGCUGAUUACCUGUUUCAACCCGAUAAAUAUUAUGAUGUGAGCUACGAUACUGGUGAUAUGACCAUACAAUGUGGAAGAAAGACUGAUGCUUUUAAAUUGCUCUUGAUGUGGUUGGCAAGAGGUGAGGAAUCCUUGAGUGAACGUGUGGACAAUUGUAUGGAAUGUUGUCAAUAUUUACGAGAAAGAGUCAGGACAAGGCCUGGAUACAUUCCUGUGUCUGAAGGGGAGCAAAAUAAAUGCACGAAUGUCUGUUUCUGGUAUGUCCCUGAAUCAAUGAGAGACCAAGAGCGAACAGAAGAGUUCUGGGACAAAAUUCACAGAGUUACAUCAAUUAUCAAAAAGAAAUUAGUUAUGAAUGGAACUUUGAUGAUAGGAUACGCCCCCUUGCCCGCAAAAAUACAAAGGAGCACGUCCAAACCCGAAAAACACUCACAACAUAACCUCAAACAUAAAAGUAGUUGUCCGAAGUAUAUUAACACACAGAAUUAUAUAAAAAGUACAGAUAUUAAGGGCAUAGGUGUGAAUAAAUGUUUUAAUAAUAAUUUUGCUGCAAAUCGACGUGAAAUUAUUGUGCAAAAUGUACUAAUAGACACUACAAAGAACGUUGAUAUUUUUGAUACUAAAAUACCGGAAAUUAGGAUAACUGAUUCACAUUUAACUAAUGGCAAAAUAAUAAACGAUGAUUUAGAUUAUAUUAAGGAUUUAAACACGAAAACUAAUGGAAAAUUUCAUGAAAACGAAGACGAACUCAAACAAACUGUCAGCCAUGACGGUUUAACACAAACUGAUUUGACAGUCGAAGAAAAUGGCGAUCAACAAAUACAUAUUAUUAAUGUGUUAAAUAUACAAAAUAAUGAACAAACGCAAUCUGAAAACAUUUUAAAUCUUGAUGUUCAAAAUGGAUUUUCAGAUGUUGGUAACAGUGACAACAAAUUGAACAGGGUGCUCCAAGAUAAAGCCCAGGACACUAAAAGCUCAACUUUUAACAGUUUAAAUCAACUAAAUAUCAUGAAUUCUUUACCGAAGGAUAAUUUAGUUUCAGAUUUGACUGAAAAUGGUGUAAAUUGCACCUGUCAGGAAUCCCUGGUGACGAAAAAGGUGAACGCCUUCCGCAUAGUCAACACGUGCCAUCCGCCUCCGACUUAUAACGACAUGUUAUUUAUUUUAAGAGAAAUCGAAAGAGUUGGCCAUGAUAUCGUUAUUUAA